UUUCUAUUGGCGUCCCUCAAAUCAAUGUCUGAACACUCGUCGCUCAGCGCCGAGUCCCGCGGAAGCCCGAACCUGUCCAACCAAGGGCGAUUCGACCCGCUGUCGUUUACGCUUUCGUCCAGCGACAUGAGUGAAGGCAACACGCACGGCACUGGAGUUGGCGGCGCCAGUCAGGAGCAGCCGUAUCCGAACGCCUCACGCUCGGCCGGCCACCUGCAGCACCACUCGGGCCCAGCAGGAGCAUACACACACGCUGAGCUGGAUGGCGGCGACCGACACCCCGCAGUGUUCAGUCGGAGCGCAAGUGCAGCCGAGAUGGACCAGUACGCCAGAUUGGCCGAAGCGCAGGAAGACGCCGCAGACAGCAUGAUGGGCAGCGGCGUCACAAUGCUGGCUGCUGGUGGUGCUGCCGGCGGGCUUCCUGGUCAACUCAGUGGACGGUUUCGCGGACCAACGGACGAAGAGCGAAUGGCUGCACCGCGCGUCGCGCGAAUGACAGUCGGUAGCAUGUUUGGAGCAGUUGUGCUCUCGCUCUGGGAUCACAUCAUGGGCCCGCGAACCCUGAAGGUCUGGCAAGGAGACACUGUCCCCGAAGAAAUCACCACAUACGUUACCAAGCACACGCUGAACGGCGAGAUCUGCCGCCCAGAAACGGACACCACGAUCGAACCAAAGUUCUACAUGUUGCCAGAAAUCGGAUAUGCCAUCUCGUCGUUUGUCUUUACAGCCAAUUUGUCGAACGAUCUGCACAUUUUCUCGCUUUCGCUCGUGAUGCCCAUCAAGCACGCGCAAGAAUACCUGCAAGUGCAUGCUGUAUGCGAAGACCGGAUGGUAUUCUUUGUACGCCGUCUCCAAGCGCAUCUGCAGCUUCAUGCUGCCGAGCAGGCGUUGAACGACCUCUCCCCGGUGAUGCUUGCGGCACUCGACAACCUCAAUCACGCCCGUCAAGCGUGCAUCACCGAUAUCGACAUUGCAUUUACCGCGUUUGGAGAACACAUGCAAUCCCGGUUUGAUCAAGGGUUUUUGACGAGGGUUUUGACAUCGCAUUUGCAAACCUGCAUGUGCUCGGUGGUCGUUGGCUCCGACUUGGAUCAAGUGAACGCUAUGAUUAAUACCUUGGCUUUGUUUAUGCCUGGCAACGACCGGCAACGAUGCCGUUUGUCGACCGAUUUGAAUGAAAAGUACAACCCAGAACUGAUGAUUCAAGGAUUGUUCUAUAAGCCUGGGGAAAGCUGGGUUGCACGGGAUGAAGAAAUCAUUCUCAACCGCUUGCCAAGUACCAUCAUCGAUCUCAAUACUCAGGAAGUCCACCGCACAAACCUGUUCCAUCAAUACAAGACUCAGCGAAACGAGUUCCUUGAUUCGGAGAUUAACCGUUUGAAGGACAAGAUCUGGACUCCAACAGCACUUUUCCGAUCAGUCAAAGACGCAGCACCCAGUGUCAAGUCCUUCCUGCAUGAGAUCUCACGCAUUCGGCCAGGAUUUCUCCAAGAGGCGUUCGCGCAACAGUUCCAGCGCCUAUUGACUCGACGAGCAAUGGGCUUGAUCAAGUAUCUCGAAGCGGAGUUAAACUCUGGAACUCGAUUCGAUCGCGAGAAUUCCAUGAAACUCAUCAAGUCCGACCUUGGCCUCAACGCAGAGAACGACUUUUUCAUUGUUCUCGCCAUUGCCGAGCGGUUGCGCGCUGGUACUUUUGUGGAUGCCAUGGGUGAUCCCCGUCUGACAGAAGCCAAGCUGGCGAACCUGUUGAAUGAUCUGUAGAGAGACAUGUAUUCAUUUUUUCUUUCGUGUAUGGCUUUGUUUGUUGGGUUUCAAAUGUUAUUUCAAUCGGAAUUAGCUUUAGCACAA
Messenger RNA from Capsaspora owczarzaki ATCC 30864, 1848 nucleotides. RefSeq lists its product as hypothetical. The transcript is spliced from 10 exons. Gene Ontology annotation, molecular function: guanyl-nucleotide exchange factor activity. NCBI's taxonomy places the organism in Eukaryota, Filasterea, Ministeriida, Capsasporidae. Gene Ontology annotation, cellular component: autophagosome; endosome. The coding region runs from base 25 to 1761 and encodes 578 amino acids. The record is from RefSeq and is a predicted model, not a curated record. Gene Ontology annotation, biological process: endocytosis; autophagy.